AUGGGUGACAACUUCCAACCUCCAUCCCCAGCCCCGGCUCAAGCUCCGGAACCGCAACAGAAGCCUACCCCCCAAAACGCCACCCUCCUCCAGGCCUUCGAAUGGUACACCCCCCCUGAUCACGCCCACUUCCUCCGUCUGUCUUCUCAGAUCCCUCAACUCUCCCAGCAUGGAAUCUCUUCCCUUUGGAUCCCACCCUCCUGCAGAGCCACCUCACCUCAGUCCAACGGCUACGACAUCUAUGACCUCUAUGAUUUAGGCGAGUUCGAUCAGAAGGGUUCCGUGGCCACCAAGUGGGGGACCAAGGCUCAACUGCUGGAGCUGGCCCGGAAUGGUAAAGAGUACGGCGUAGGACUCUACUGGGAUGCGGUCCUCAACCAUCGGUUUGGCGCUGACCACCGCGAGCGGUGCAAGGCUGUUGAAGUGGAUGCCAACGAUCGGAGGGUGAGAGUAAGUGGGGAGUACGAGAUCGACGCCUGGGUGGGCUUUGACUUCCCUGGUCGCGGAGACCAAGAGAGCACGAUGAAAUACCACUGGUACCACUUCUCCGGUGUCGACUUCAACGCCGACGAUCCGGGCAAGGCGGGGACUAUCUACCAGAUUUUGGGGGAGCAAAGCCAAGGGUGGGCCAAGAGUCCUGAGGAUGUCGAUGGUGAAAAGGGCAAUUAUGAUUAUCUGAUGGGGUGUGAUGUGGAUUACAGUCAUCCGGAGGUGGUGGACGAUGUGCUGAACUGGGGACGGUGGUUGGCAAAAGAGGUCUCAAUCAAGGGAAUCAGAUUUGAUGCCGUCAAGCAUUUCAGUGAGAGUUUCCUAAAGAAAUUCGUGAAAAUGCUUGAUGGAGAAUUUGGUGAGGGGUGGUUCUUGGUGGGCGAGUUUUGGAAGGAUUCUUUACAGAGCAUGACUGAUUAUCUCGACCGGAUGGACCACAAGUUCUCGCUGUUUGAUGCACCCUUGGUUUACAACUUUGGUGAAAUCAGCACGAGUGUCUCUGCUGAUCUGAGGAAGGUGUUUGACGACACGCUGGUGCAAAAAGCUCCCGUCUGCGCUGUGACACUCGUUCAAAAUCACGACACCCAACCGCUCCAAGCUCUCCACGUCCCCAUAACUCCCUGGUUCCUCCCCCUCGGCUACGCCCUCAUUCUCCUCCGUGAAGCCGGCUACCCCUGUGUCUUCUACGGCGACCUGUACGGUCUUUGCACCCCUACGUCUGAUAACCCGUCUCCCACCAGACCAACCAGCGGUCCUGUAACUAUCAUCCCUAAGCUUCUUCUGGCCAGAAAGCUAUAUGCGUAUGGACUGCAGACGGACUAUUUUGACUAUUCCACCUGCAUCGGCUGGGUCCGGCACGGGACGUGGGACAGAAAGGACAAAUGCGCGGUGGUGAUGAGUAAUGCGGGAGAGGGGUGGAAGUGGAUGUUUGUGGGCGUGGAGUGCGCUGGCCAACAGUGGACGGAUGUGUUGGAGUGGAGGGAGGAGGUGGUCACGAUAGGGGAAAACGGAUGGGCGGAGUUCAGAUGUGGUGGUUGUAGUGUGAGUGUUUGGGUUUGGGAGGGGGCGAAGGGCAGGGACGAGUUUGAGACUCAGUUUGACUUCGACAUAUAUGCUGCCUCUACUGCCAAGUGAUGUGAGGG
Molecule: messenger RNA, 1631 nt
Organism: Neurospora tetrasperma FGSC 2508
Lineage: Eukaryota; Fungi; Ascomycota; Sordariomycetes; Sordariales; Sordariaceae
Exons: 3
Coding region: 1-1623 (540 amino acids)
Biological process (GO): carbohydrate metabolic process
Molecular function (GO): calcium ion binding; hydrolase activity, hydrolyzing O-glycosyl compounds
Source: RefSeq, a predicted model, not a curated record